Molecule: messenger RNA, 1205 nt
Organism: Condylostylus longicornis
Lineage: Eukaryota; Metazoa; Arthropoda; Insecta; Diptera; Dolichopodidae
Gene: eIF3h
Product: eukaryotic translation initiation factor 3 subunit H
Exons: 3
Coding region: 59-1087 (342 amino acids)
Cellular component (GO): eukaryotic 43S preinitiation complex; eukaryotic translation initiation factor 3 complex; cytoplasm
Molecular function (GO): metallopeptidase activity; protein binding; translation initiation factor activity
Source: RefSeq, a predicted model, not a curated record
AUUAGUUUUCUCGUUUUAUUCUCCAAGUACAUAUUCCCUUUACUAACCAGCAAUAAACAUGGCUAAUCGUAGUGGUAAUCGUAAUCGUAAUCAAAAUCAAAAAGAAGAGCCUGUUGACAAUACAAUUAGUUAUGUUCAAUGUGAUGGGUUGGCGGUAAUGAAAAUGGUGAAACAUUGCCAUGAGGAAUCAACAAGCAACAUGGAUUUGGCCCAGGGUGCUCUUUUAGGAUUAGUAGUUGAUAAGCGUCUGGAAAUUACGAACUGUUUUCCGUUUCCAAAAAGUGGUGAUGAGACUAUGGAUGAAGAAGAAUAUCAGUUAGCCAUGAUGAGACGUUUAAGACGCGUUAACGUUGACCAUUUCCAUGUUGGAUGGUAUCAAAGUGCUGAUGUUGGAAAUUUUUUAUCAUUCCCUCUAUUAGAGUCUCAAUAUCAUUACCAAACUAGUAUUGAAGAAUCUGUUGUUGUUAUAUAUGACACUCAAAAAUCUGCCAGAGGAUUUUUGACAUUGAAAGCUUAUCGUUUAACACCACAAGCUAUUGCAAUGUAUAAAGAAGGUGAUUUUACUCCGGAUGCCCUACGACAAUUGAAAUGCGGAUAUGAAAAUUUAUUUGUUGAAGUACCAAUUGUUAUUAAAAAUUCGCCAUUAACUAACAUCAUGAUGAGUGAGUUAGGUGAAAUGGUACCGGAGGAAGAAGGGAAUCGGUUUUUGGAUCUAGGAACUGCUGGAGUAUUAGAAAAUCAUCUCCGAUGCCUGAUUGAACGUGUUGAUGAAUUAUAUCAAGAAGCAAGCAAGUUUAAUAAAUAUCAACAAGCUGUAGUUAAGCAAGAACAAGAAAAGCAUAGAGCUUUGGCUAAAUUAACUCAAGACAAUGCCGCACGUGCGUCCAAAGGAGAAACACAAAUUCCUGAAGAAGACGUACUAAAACAAUUUAGGCCACUAGCAGUUCCACCAAGACUUAAUUCUAUGAUUGUUUCGGGACAAGUUAACACAUAUUCGCAGCAUAUUUCACAAUUUUGUUCACAAUCACUAGCAAAAUUGUUUGUUACGCAGUCUUUGCAAAAUGCUAAAGAAACUAAAGGAUCGUAAAUCAACUUUUUUCAAAGCAAAUAUGAACAUUUUAAGAAAAAAAACAAAGUAAAACUUGCGUUUUAAAUAAAGAUCUUAAAGCAUAAGAAGUUUUUGUUAUCACAUUUUAAGUUUUUAU